AUGUCAUCCGCAAGCUACAUCCCACUGACGCGAAUCCCCCACUCAGAGUUCCUCUGGUCUCCGAAAGCUACCCCGCGAUACUCUUUGGCAUCUUACCUUGCGCGCCGUCGCGCCGUGUUCGCCCUCAUAGUCGCCACGUCGUUUGUUACCCUCGUGCUUUUUCUCAAUAUCGCCGGCUCGCAUGAAGAAGAUGACUACAACUACAACGACGUUGGAGGUCCCGUCAACACUUCCUACCGACCGGGCUAUCAACCGGGCUAUAUCGCGUUCCGCGUCCCAGAUUCCCUCCCAUCUUCCUCUCAUCCAGUGCUCCACCCCGUUCGUGAUCUUCCAAGUCACUGCCUCGAUCAGUAUUACUCGUCGGGAGGCGUCUGCCACGAUGGCCUGGGCCCACUACCGUUAGAUGUGAUUUGGACCUGGGUUAACGGUUCAGACCCUCUCUUCAUGGAUGCGCGAGAGAACGCUGCCGAAUCCUUCGGAAACACCGACCCUUACAGGCCGACUCAAUCUAGUAACUCAUCCCGCAUGUUCCGCGAUUACGACGAGCUUCGACAUUCGCUCCGCUCUGUGCUCGCCAAUUUCCGCCCUCAUGCUCGACAUUUCCGUAUCCUAACUUCUGACUUCGACUAUCCCGCCGACGAGUCGGGGACCUUCAUUCAGUACUAUCCUGAUUCAGGUCUAGGAAACUGGAGGAUAGGGUUGCAUCCCCAGUGGCUCGACACUGCUGACCGAAUUACUCCCGAGUGGCGAGACGGGAAUAUUCAGCUUUCCCUUACUCACCAUGCUCAUUUCUUCGAGCCAUACAAUCGCACGAUAUUCAAUAGCUACGCCAUUGAGUCGCAAUUCAGCCAUCUGCAGAACAUCUCGGAAGUUUUCCUUUACAUGAAUGACGACUUCUACAUGUCAAGUCCUCUCACCCCUGUCACGUUCUACACGCAGCAGUAUGGCCUGGUUUUACGCCUCCAGGGUGACAUGACGGUGUCUCCAGAUUGGCCAAGCACCAAGCGCAAAAGCGAAUGGCGUAGCAUGGGCGUUUCCAACUGGUUGCUCAGUAAACGUUUCGGCCGUAGACGUCGCCCUUAUGUCCAGCACCAAGCCAAGUCCGUCUCAUUCGCCAUUCUUCAAGAGCUUGCGUUGGUAUGGCCAGAAGCGAUCGCGAAGACCGCUACGCAUGCCUUCCGUGAAACGGAGGCGGGCGACGGUGAUUACUACCAGAUGUUCAUGUUUGCCCAUUAUCUCGUGGAACGGUCUCGCGAGGCCUUGCUCUGGACAUGGGUCGUCGGUCGUGUGGGCGGGAUAGACGAUAGCUGGGGGGAGCGCGAAGCAGAGCAGGCAUGGAUCGAGAUUGGUGGAUCCUCGGUUGGCGACGAAAGCAAGGAGGUACAGGUCGAGUCGGGGAUACGACACACGCUGGCCAUCGGUCGUGUUCGAGACUACCUAAGAGAAGGUGGGCUUAUCGCCGAUGAUUCUAAGACUGAGUACCUUUUCUCCUCAUUAGACGGGUACGCGUAUAAUGAGUACGGUCGGCGAGGUGUCGAUGGCUGGCCUGGCUUCGACCCAGAAAAAUAUGACGAGGAAGAUCGCAAGGGAACCGAGCGCAAGUGCACCAUCCGGCGCAACGAAUGUUUUGGUGGCCGCAGCCCCGGGAAGCCUCUCACUGCUAGUGCUGUGUUCCAAAAUAUCGCUUUCGAUAAACCGCACUGUGGCGACUGUGUCAUUAUUGCGCUAGUCAAUGCGAGUGGUCGGCUCGGGCUCUCCGCGGUGCUACCGCCUCCCGACCGGCGUUCACCUCCAUCCAACACAGAACUACCUACGGAUGAAUCCUUGACAAUACCUCAUCUACCCCUCGUGGAUGACUGGCACGAUGGUCAAUUUGCGCUCCGCGAUGUGAUGAAGUACGCGCCUGACACCAGCGUCCGGCAGUGGUCCGAGCGAGUUAUGCAGCGUUACCGAUACGUCAUUGGUGGAACGCCGUCCGCUUUUGAGCAAUUACUCACCCUGGAGCAGGUCGAGGCUAUGCUUGCAUAUCUGGAUCGACGACAGGAUAUCGCGCUACUGUGCAUUAACGACGACGUCACGCAAGAUGGUCCGCAAAUUGCUAAGCAUUUUCGAGACUGGCAAUCCCGUCGAUGGAAUCGCGCCGCUGCUUGGGAGGCAGACGCUGGUCCCUGGUGAAGGGCGUCAGACUAACGACGCCUCAGCAUAUUCCUUGUGCUCUCGUCGUGCUGUGUAACUGCUCCCCAUUGUAUCAUUAUUGCGUCUCAUUCCCUUUACUCUGACCUCAC
Molecule: messenger RNA, 2285 nt
Organism: Dichomitus squalens LYAD-421 SS1
Lineage: Eukaryota; Fungi; Basidiomycota; Agaricomycetes; Polyporales; Polyporaceae
Exons: 10
Coding region: 1-2175 (724 amino acids)
Biological process (GO): carbohydrate phosphorylation; N-glycan processing to lysosome
Cellular component (GO): Golgi apparatus
Molecular function (GO): UDP-N-acetylglucosamine-lysosomal-enzyme N-acetylglucosaminephosphotransferase activity
Source: RefSeq, a predicted model, not a curated record